This is a messenger RNA of Drosophila obscura, 5614 nucleotides long. Its product is annotated as flocculation protein FLO11. NCBI's taxonomy places the organism in Eukaryota, Metazoa, Arthropoda, Insecta, Diptera, Drosophilidae. The record is from RefSeq and is a predicted model, not a curated record.
CCGUCGCCGUCGACGCUGUGCUCAUUCAGCGUUUAGCAUACAUUUCGGGGCUUUCGGCAGUACGACGCUAACGCUGCGUGCGUGCGGUCUAACGGUAAAAACGUGACGGAGAGAGAGCCAGCCCCCAGCCAGGCGUGUGAAGUGAGGGAGAGAGAGUGAGAGAGAGAGCGAGAGAGAGCGAGAGUUAGGAGGCGAACGAGAACGCGAACGGGAGCGAGCGAGGCGAGGCGAGACAGAGGAAGAUAGCCAGAUAGCAGUCCGCGUUAAGAAGAAAAUCAAACAGAGCAAGAAAGCAGCAGCAGAGGGCACAAAUUUUGUUCUUAAUUUUUUGUUGUUGUUCAGUGCCAAAAAAAAUAAUAUUGAUGGAAAAUUGAUAAGACAGAGUUCAGCGUUCAAGCGAUAAGCAAAAUACACACACACACACAAACACGCUCAAACACACGCUCACACACACACACACCCGCGCUCACACGCGAACCCGCGAAGGAGGAGUAAAAACAGCAGAGAAGCAGCGUAACGGCAUCUAGUUAUAUUUUUUGGGUCCGCGAUGAUGGAGCAAGGUGCACGGAAACAGACAGCGACAACCGCAACGACGAGGAAUAGAAGCAGCGCCAGCGAAGCACCCAGCAUUGUGGCACCGGCAGUCACCUGCAGCAGCAGCACCACCACAUCCUCCUCAUCAUCAUCAUCGUCGUCGGCCACCUGCUCGGCGACGAUUGUGGUUAAGCAGCGGCCGCCACCACUGAAGACGGCCACGACAACGGUGACCACGACAUUGGUCAGCAGCAAUGAGGGCGGCCAGCCGCUGCCACCCAUUGCCCAGGCCAGCUACCGGGGUGCCACGGCCACCCUGACCACACCCUCAACGCCACGGAUCGAGCUGAGCCGCGCCUCCAGCUCGUCCCAUCACGAGGAGGAUAGCCGUGAGAGCAGUCCCGAGAAUGUCUUCGAGCAGGAAACGAUUGGCCUUGGCUUUCGGGAGGAGGGCGCUUUGGAGCUACGCAGCUCCACCGAGGAGCUGUACUUCAUGGAUCCAGAACAGAAAAAGGAAGAGCAGGAGCGCAUGCAACAGCAACAGCAGCAGACGAAGCGCUCCUCGCCGCACAUCUUCAAGUUUGACGACCACCAGAGCUACCUGCAGCAGCACCAGCGCAAGGACUCGGCCAGCUCGGAGGUGGCCGCUCUGCUCUGCAUCUCGGGCCGCACCAGUCGCAUCUCGAGCGUCGGCAGCCAGGGUUCGGCCGUGAGCCGCCUCUCCGCCGUUUCCUGCGUCUCGCGCUCGCCCUCGCCCCAUCGCAUGCUGCUGGAGACCUCCUUCUGCGGUCCGAAGCCACUCGAGCAGGGUGCCAGCAGUGCCGCGGGAAGCACUGCCUCCACGCUGGCCAGCUCCUCGCACACUCACGCAGAGACCGCGCCGGGUGGUGGCGGCGUUGUGACGGGUGCAGCGCCCGGAGGUGUGGCGGCCAAUACAGCGCUGCUGGAGCAGCUGCUGCUGGCCCGCAAGCACGAUCCCACCCAGGCGGUGCUGGCCGAAGGCAUCAAGGUGCUGCCACCUGCCCCGGCCACACGCACCAGCAGCGGCAGCAACGUCCCGGUCAUGGGCGCGCAGCGCAGGAGCACCAAGAGCCCCGGCCAGAUGGUCAUCGGCAAGACACCCAGCGGCACGGAGUACAUCCGCAUCAAUCUGCGGCCGGACCACAUGUACAGCGACAGAGGCAUUGCGGCCAACGAGCGGGUGGUAGAGGCGCCCAACCAGCUCACGCCCGUCUACUCCGCCUCCGCUUUGGCCGCCGGACAGCCCAAGCCACCCGCCUCGCUCAGCCUGCAGGGGGGUGGCGGUGGCGGUGGGGCUGGGGUCGGUCACGACGAGAACCGCCUGACACCGACGGCGAGUCCGAAACCCGGCCGGCAUGCCCUGCGCUUGGGCAGUCGCUCGCCCUCACCCUCGCCGGCGGCUACUUCUGUGUCCCGCAAGAGCUCCUUCAGCUCCCUCUUCCGGCUGGGCAAGGACUCGCCGGACUCGCCGCGAGAGUCCGCCCGAGCGCGCAGCAAAAGCAAGGAGCGCUCCUCAGCGGGCGCGCCUGUGGCGACAACGACAACCGGCUCCUCCCAGAAUGUGACGCCCAGCAAGCAAAAGUCCGUGCUGGCCAUCUUCAAGUCGGGCAAGCGGGGCAGCAGCGCCGGCACCGAUGGCACCAAGAGCUCCAAGAGUUCCUCGCCCAUCGAGCCGAGCUGCGAGCCACCGCCGCCGCCACCACCGGCACCCGGAUCGGCCGGAUCAUCGGGCGGACGCAGCCGCACACCGGCUGGCUCCAGGCCGGGCAGCCGGCUGCGGUACUACGAUGAGCCGGUGGAGGGGGUCAUCCACAUACCGCUGCAUACGCCGCCAGAAGAGCGCGAGGCCCGCACCCUGCUGCAGGGCAUUCAGAAUCUGAUUGCAGCGCCCUCUCCGCCGCCCAUCCAGGCCAGGACACCGCCACAGCCACCAGCAGCACAGUCGCAGGCGCAGCAGCCGCCGACCGCCUCCUGUGGCGCCGUGUCCGUAACCGGCAACGGAUCCGGAGCCACCAUCACGGCCAGCCAGUUGGCGGCGGCCGCCGCUGCCCUGCGACCUGUGGGCCAGCGAAAGACGGUGGCCCAGCGUCCAGACCUGGAUGCCAUCCAGUCGCUCAACUCCCAGGAGGAGGUGGAGAAAGAGAAGGGCUGGAGUCUGGAGGUGCAGCGGCACAGCUCGCAGGACUCGCAGGAGACACUGCAAUCGGUGAGCUCCGUGGUGAGUGCACGGGCCUCCAACCUGGCCCAGAUCCACCAGGAGCCCGAGCCCGAGCCGGAGGCCGAGCAGGAGCGGGACCCUUCAGUGCGGGAGAACGGGCUGGGGGAGAUGCAGCGCCUGCCCUCGGUGGACAGCACGCAGAGUGCCUGCGAGCCGCCGCGCCUGGUGCACACGGUGGCCACCGUCAGUGCGCCCCAAUCCGAGGAUGCGGCGGCCAAGGAGCGCCGCCGUCUGCUGUUCGCCACGCGACUCGGCUCCGGCAGCCAGGAGCAGAUCUUCUCCACGCAGUUCAGCAUCUCGAAGACGGAGAGCCAGUCCAGCCAGCUGUCCGAGCAGGUGCUCGAGUCCGCCAACAACUCGACGGCAUCGGACGGACCGGCGACCUCCGUCGACGGACUGCAGCGGCAAGGCACUGUCAUUCGGCGCACGGAGAUGAGCGCCGUGCCACCACCGCCACCACCACGCGGCAUCUCCAGCUCCGAGGAGGAGCAGCCGGCCAGCAGCAGCAGCGGCAACCAUCCGGCAGUCGUGCUGCGCUCCAAGCACAGGUCGCGUCCCACUUCCGAGGAUGAGGGUCCGGGCCCGGCCCCGGCGGCGGAUCUGCGCCAUUCGCGCUACCUGGAGAACUUCGAUGUGCGCCGCAAGCUGCAUGAGAAUGUGCCCCUAGAAGGGAAGGAGGUGCGCCGAAGGCAGCAGCACCACCACCAGCCCCAGCAGCAGCCCCAGCAGCAGGAGAGUACCCCAGUGCCACGGAAACCCAAGCGACAGAGUGUCCCCGAGCCAAGACGUGAAACCUCGCAGAGCUCUGGCGGUGCCACGCCCACUACUCCAACACCCACACCCUUACCCGCUGGCGGCAAAACACCGACUCCAACGGACAGAGCCACGCCCAUUGGAGUUGCAACUGCAACGGGAAUGGGAAUGGAAACGGGAAUGGCAACGGGAAUGGAAACUCCAACGCCAACGGCCAGCCCGGACCCGAUGCUCACCUCGCCACUGGCCGAGCGGCGUCUCUCGCAGUCGACGGACGAGCACGAGCCCGUGGAAUCGUCGGAGAGUGAACGUGACUCCGAUAUGGCUGGCAGCUCGUCGGUCACGACAGCAGUGGCCGUGGGCGGGGAGGGGCAGGGUCCGGGCAAGCGGCACCACUUUCCGCGCAACGUGUGCGUAAUCGAGGAGCACGAGAGCACCGGCCUGGUGUCGCAGGAGUCCUUCGACGACGAGCUGCCGUAUAUACCGACGACGCUGCCGGAGGAGCGGGCGCAGGGCGUGCCGCUGAUACCGAUGAAGGAGCGGGCCAACAUGGAGCUGAAGACCUGUCCCGUGGACAGGCCGCGCUCCACAACGCCCCUCAAUCCCUCGCACCUGGAGGAGUACUGCACGGGCAUCAUGACGCCCCAGGAGGCACCGCAUGUGGGAGUCCAUGAGUUGGACAACGGAGCAUCGGCUGCAGCAGGAGGAGGCGCAGGAGGAGCGGCUGGUGGUGGUAGUGGUCCUUUGAGGGGAGAAAAGCUCCGCAUCAGUCUGCCGCGCAAGGAGUCGAUGGGUAAGGAGGGCCGGGCACCGGGCCAGAGCUCAAAGUCGCCGCGACGCAUCUCCAAUGCCAGCGGCAAGUCGUGGUUCGAGUUCGCGGAGGAGGGACUGCGCGCCAACAAUCUGGAGCGCAAGGACUCCAGCAAACAGUUGCUCCCAGCUCAAGGUUCAGGUGCAGUUCCAGUUCCCGUUCCCAUUCCCAUGCCCGCCACCAAUCCGGUUCCAACUCCAGCCUCUGCUCCACCUGGCAUCGGGCUGGAGGAGCCCAAGCCGAAGGCAUCCACACAGCGAAAGCUGUCCGGCCACUGGAUCGACUUUGAGAACAUCCCGGAGAAGCGCAAGCCGGCCAAGCGGAUAACCACGCUGCCCAAGGAGACAAUAGCGGCCAGUAACACGGCCACAACAAGCUCCUCCUCGGCGUGCGGCAGUGGCCAUCGGUCUGGUGGCUCUGGUUCCGGUUCGGGGCCACAUCAUCAUCAUCAUCACCACCACCAGACGCGGCCGGGAUCAGGAUCGCAGGAUCCGAACACUGGAGGAGCCAGCGAUAAGCUGCACUACAACUAUGUGAAGCCGGAGGACUGCCAGUGCGAGUGCCACGAGGCCGAGCGCGGCGAAACCUCCAUGGCCACAGCGGGCGCCGGGGACAGCAGCACGGGAACGGGCACGGGCACUGGAACGACCAGCGACUCCUUGGCAUCUGUGGACCUGCUGCAGCAGGGUGAGGACAUGCUGCCGCUGCUCGAUCCCGAGCCACAGCCGGAGACCAGAGUCUAUACGGACGAGGAGGCGCCUGCCCCAACGCGGCAUGCCAGCAAAAGCAGCGGUGUAGCACGGGUGAGUUUGGAAGGAUAUGCUCAAACCUUCCGAAGGUUUUUUGGCAUCAAAUGGAUUAUGAAAUUACUUUCCACAUUCCAUUUUCCGCAACUCAGCAAUCUGUGGGGAUGCAAUCAAAACUAACCCCAAACUUUUGUCCUACCCAAUCCACAGACCCAAAUGGAGGAGUUUCCCCGACGCGACAUCGGAUCGAGUCCACGCAAUCGAAAAUUUCCCGAUAGAAAGUAAGAUGAGCAAUUAGCUCGCAUUGGAUACAGAUUGGAGUCAUGGGUUGAUGGCUCAUGGCUCAAGGCUCAAGGCUCAUGGUAGAUCUUCAGGGUAGCUACACCAGUAAUCUUUCUAUAUGUGUAAGUCGACUCACUAAACUAAGGGCCUAAGCAGUGUGCGUGUCCUCUUGGCCUAUAUCCUUAAUGUACCUCAAGCAGUGUGGUUGUUAUAAGCAGAGACGAACGACGCGACGAUCGAUCAAAGUAC